Messenger RNA from Drosophila ficusphila, 1665 nucleotides. RefSeq names its product DNA-directed RNA polymerase III subunit RPC3 (gene Polr3C). Gene Ontology annotation, molecular function: single-stranded DNA binding. NCBI's taxonomy places the organism in Eukaryota, Metazoa, Arthropoda, Insecta, Diptera, Drosophilidae. The record is from RefSeq and is a predicted model, not a curated record. Gene Ontology annotation, biological process: DNA-templated transcription. The coding region runs from base 77 to 1645 and encodes 522 amino acids. Gene Ontology annotation, cellular component: RNA polymerase III complex. The transcript has 7 exons.
UCCAACGCGGCUCUGUUUUGUUUUGAUUGCUUAUUUGUUUGAGCCGCAUUAUCAGCAGGCCUCACUGGCAGGAACAAUGUCAGCGGACUACUCCCAUCUGAGUUCCGCCAUCCUGGAACAAUGUUUUGGCAAGGUGGUGCAGUCUGUGGCCGAUUGCCUCUUCUCGGCCACCACGAGGACCUUGGGUCAGAUCACCAGUGCCACCAAGUUCUCACGCAAGGAAGUGGCUCUCGCUCUGGCUGUACUCGUUAAGUACAGGUUGGUGGACUUCUCGGCCUCUAAGCAAAAUCCUUUUCUGGCGGAGUACGCCCUCCGGCGAGAGGAUAUCCUUUGCCUUCUGCGGUAUCCACGCUACGUGCACCUGGUUCAAACUAAAUACGGAAAUGUUGGUGCUUCCAUAGCCGAGGAGCUUAUUAGUUCUGGAUCAGAUACUGCAAGUGGAAUUCUGAUCAAAUGCCUAACAGAGGGCGAGAAUAAGUCGGAAAGCCCAGAAGCCUAUCGCAAUACCUUCCUCCAAAUGAUAACUGACCAUUAUAUCAUUAAAAGGCCGGAACUAUUGGUGGCCGAAGACCAGGAUGAAAGUGUGCCGAAAUUCGAAAGCAAUGAGUGCGACUUUUUCAGGCAUCCCAACAUUGAUCUUCAGUUGCUCGCUAAAAUUCGAAAGGGCGAUGCUACUCUGGCGGAAGCCAAGGACAACUCUAUGGUCUGGAACCUAAACUACGAUCGGUUCCACCAGGACUUUCGGGACACCAUAAUGGUGGAUGCCAUUGAAAGAAAACUUGGGGAAAAUGCGGCAGAGUGUUUUAGAUUUAUUCUGAAAAUCAUGUACAACACAACUGAUCCUUGGCAGAGAAAACUUUCGAACCAGAUACCUUUUGUGGAAAUUAAACAGGCAAUCGAAAGAAAAUCGAAUAACCUUGAUCUUAUGAAGUAUUUGGACCAGUACAUAAGCUUGUUAACGGACGAUUCAAUGGGAUUUUUCCGGAGAGUAGGCGACAUGGGUGGGGGAGUGUACGUUGUGGAUAUGGAACAUGCAUUUGAAUCGCUAGCUUUUGCUUGUGUCGAGUGUGUCAUUACUGAACGUUUUGGCUCAAAGGCAGCACGGAUAUUUCGAGUAAUACGAUGCAAGAAGUACAUUGAGCAGGAGGACUUGCAGAAGGAAGCCAUGAUCCCCUCUAAAGAGGCAAAAUCUCUGGCCUAUAGUCUGUUCCAGGAACAGUUUAUACAUGUGAAGAUAAUUAAGAAGCCUGGAGGAGGCAGCAAUGGCCCAGCCAAAUCAUUUUAUCUUUUCCAAGUUAGGGAAAAGGAUACGGUGCGUAUGUUGCUAGAUGCCAGUUACAAGGCUCUUUAUAAUACUAUCGAAAGGUCUAACUUUGAGAAAAAUGAGCACAAGGGUCUAAUUGAAAAAUCACAAAGACUUGACAGUAUAGUGGAGACAAUGAAAGAACGCGGCGAGACUGACGAAUAUAUUGCCGAGAUUGUUGAAACAUUUACACCACCCGAAUGCGAGAUCCUUAAUAAGGUAAAGAAUCGGAUAAAGACCUUGUCAAAGGCUGAACUAACCCUGGACGAUACCAUCUUCCUUUUGCAAAUGUAUCAGCAUCAUUGCACUUCGCUUCCGACAGGCAUUCGAAAAUUUAAAUAAAAAAAAUUCAAUUUAGGGAA